Molecule: messenger RNA, 1790 nt
Organism: Paramecium sonneborni
Lineage: Eukaryota; Ciliophora; Oligohymenophorea; Peniculida; Parameciidae
Source: the annotation of a GenBank genome assembly
AUGAACUCAGCUUCUAACAAUUAAUUGCUUCAAAAACUACAAAAUUUGUAUUCCGCCAAAUAGAAACCUAGUCAACACUCUCAUUCUCCAACUAAAACUAAUUCCUCAAAAUAAAUUAACUAGUUACUCCAAAAGUCAACACCACUACCCUACCUUCAAAUCAAAUAAUAAGAUAUAGAAUAAUGGACUGAUCGUAUUAACACUUAAAUUGAUAAACAUAAAUCAUUCUCAUAGAAUGAUAAUACUAUUAACUUUUAUCUUUAAAAACCUCUUCCUUCAAACCCUCUUUUUUAGUAAUCCUUCAUAACAUCACUUAUUGAUAUUCAAAAAAAACUCAAAUUACUUAAAUAUGCUAAAGAAAAUGAUCAGAAUACUUUUGUUUCAAUUAUUACUAAAAUCAAACUCUUUUGUCUUGAUAAUUCCGCUAUCUGCUUUGAUUUUUAUAGAUGCAAUGAUCUAAUUCUACUUAAAUAUAUGAUUUAUCUCUUGAUCUUUCAAUUCAAUCAAGAUAUCUAAAAAAAUUAAAAAGAAUCCAAUUCAGAGUAGACUUUACAACUUUAAAAUAUGGUUAAAGAUAUUAUUACCAUAAUCUAUGAAAUUAUUGAAGAAAUUAAAUCGAAAUAACAUAAUAUUUCUCAUAUUGAUACACUAAAUCAUUAAUUAACCUAAAUUUAAAAUAAAUUUAAGCCUGCUAAUGCUUGUUCGUUAAAAACUAUUAAUAAAUCUUCUCAUCAAAGAUAUAAUAGUUUUAAUUUAGAAAAAAAUAAAUCUGCAGUCUAUCAAAGCAAAUAUGCUGCUGAUAUCAAUUUAAGUACUAAUCAACUCAAUAGUAAUCCAUAAUUUAAUAAUGGAUAAUAAAAAAUUAUUUAAAAUUAAAAUGAUGAAUUAGAGUAGAAUUCUAAGCUCAUCAUUUCAUUAAAUAACUAAAUUUAAAAAUUAUAAAAAAAUUAUAAAAAACAAAUUUUUUCAAUUUCAGAGUUAAAUGAUUUAAAUUAAUCCCUUAAAUAAUAAUUGCAAUCAAAAAUUGAAGAAGUAUGUAAUUUUAUUUAAAUUUCAAGCUCGAACAUUUAAAAAAUUCAUUUGAACUCUUAAAAUCAAAUAAUAAACUUUAUUUGGAAUAAAAAGAGCAAUAUUUUAAUCUAUAUCAUGAUUUAGAACUAGAAAAUCGUAAACUCAAAUAAAAUCUUUAAAAAUAUCAAGUAAAUAAUCUUUAUACAUAAUUAUAAGGUUGAUUAUGAUUAAAUUAAAACUGAGUUUGAGAAGUAUUAAACUGAAACUUAUUUUAAUUAUCAAAAAUAAUUGAAUUAAAUCCAAUAAACCAAAGAUAACGAGAUUAAAUCUAUCAAAGUUGAGUUAAAUGAAAAAUGCUCAAUUAUAGUAAUAAUAUUCUUAAAACUUAAUAGACACAAUUAUUAGGGGAUGUAUUAUUUUUUGGAAAAUAAUACAAAAAUAUUGUUGAUAAAAUAAUUAAUAUUCAAAAGAAGGAUUUAGAAUGGAAGAUAUUAGAAUUAUAAAAGGAAUUAUUUGUUUCUGAAAAUACUCUGAAUGCUAAGUUAAAUGCGAUUUCUAGUUAUUCAAAUAAUAUCAUAUAUAAUUAGGGUCAAGAGUAUCUUAAAUAGAAUCAAUUAUCUAAUUUGUUAGGAAAUUAAACGAUAUCAUAUUAGAGUGAUCAUCAAAAAAAUACGAAAUAAAGCAGAGUCUUAGAUUUAUUAAGUGAUUCGAAAAAUUCAUUUGAAUUGAUGCAUAUGCUUUUAAUUUAAAGUUAAGUACUUGAGGAAUUUUUAUCAUGA